AUGAGAAAAAGGGCCGAGCAGAUAGCGAGAACGGGUAAUAUCCUGAUGGAUAGUGACGCGAUAUGGCUGGUGAAGUAUCUGGCGUCGAAUCGAGAGUUCUGUCAGUCAUUUGAUAUGUAUUUGAAACAGAUUCUGAUGGGUAUUCAUAUCGAGGGUGCGGUCGGCUUGCGGACGAAGGCGAUGAGGUGCUUGACUCUGAUUAUUGAGUCGGAUCCGGAAGUGCUUAGAAUUCUGCAAAGUAUUUCAGCCAGAAGUGCAGAAAGCCGUGCAGCUGCGGAUGAUGGACUCGAAUGCGGCGGUGCGCGAGGCGNGCUGGUGGGCAAGUACGUGAUCGCGAGACCGGAUGUAUUGCCGCAGUACUACGAUAUAUUGAUUGAGAGGGUUAAGGUUGCAGUGCAAUUAAUUAGCAAUCCAGGUAAUCCAGGUAAUUAA
Anisakis simplex (herring worm) is the source of this 432-nucleotide messenger RNA. The record is from the annotation of a GenBank genome assembly. Lineage: Eukaryota; Metazoa; Nematoda; Chromadorea; Rhabditida; Anisakidae.